Messenger RNA from Nematolebias whitei (Rio pearlfish), 2522 nucleotides. Its product is annotated as calcium-binding mitochondrial carrier protein SCaMC-1. The record is from RefSeq and is a predicted model, not a curated record. Gene Ontology annotation, biological process: transmembrane transport. Gene Ontology annotation, molecular function: ATP transmembrane transporter activity; calcium ion binding. Gene Ontology annotation, cellular component: mitochondrial inner membrane. The coding region runs from base 219 to 1724 and encodes 501 amino acids. The transcript is spliced from 9 exons. Lineage: Eukaryota; Metazoa; Chordata; Actinopteri; Cyprinodontiformes; Rivulidae.
ACACUGCAGUUCCUCUGAAGCGCUGCGGAUCGAAGGCUGCCUGCAAAAUACUCCGACAGCCAAAGCCUUUCGUCACCGAGUUGACGCGUGGCUUAUGCGGUGGAUUAAUUAAUAAAUGGCUGCCAAUAUGGAUUAAUAAUCAGAUUAAUGUUUGCAGGAGGAGGACGGCUCGGCUGGACGCUGCAGCUUCCACAUUAGCUCCGCAGCAGCACGCAGCGAUGUUUCAGGCGUCGUUACUCUCAGGUGCCCGGUGCUCGGAUGCCGACAGUAAGCGGUCCUACCAGGACCUGUUCAACAGGCUCGACACCAACAAUGAUGGCAAAGUAGACGUGGCUGAGUUACGAGAGGGCCUCAAGGCGAUGGGAAUGUACCGCCAAGGUGCAGCACAGAAAAUUGUGUUAACUGGGGACGAAAACAAUGAUGGGUGUUUGGACUUCAACGAGUUCACAAAAUAUCUGAAAGAGCACGAGAUGAAGCUGUGGCUCACGUUCACAAGUCUGGACAGGAAUGAUGAUGGGCACAUUGAUGCCUCAGAGAUCCAGCAGUCCCUUGCAGAGCUGGGCAUAAACGUCUGCAAGGAGGAUGCCCUGAAAAUUUUACAAAGGUUUGAACUCCACUUGCACGCCACGUGCCUUCAUACACACGCAACGCAACAUAAUCAAGGUAAAAAGAUGUCUCUGUGCACCCUCAGCAUGGACAUUGAUGGGACCAUGAAGGUGGACUGGAACGAGUUCAGAGAACACUUCCUGCUGUACCCUGCCUUCAACUUGGAGGAGAUCAUCCGCUACUGGAAACACUCCACGGUGUUGGAUAUAGGUGACAGUCUCUCCAUCCCGGAUGAAUUUACAGAAGAAGAGAAGAGCUCAGAUGUCUGGUGGAAGCAGCUGGUUGCCGGCGCGGCGGCAGGCGCCGUCUCUCGCACCGGCACCGCCCCGCUGGACCGACUGAAAGUCUUCAUGCAGGUUCAUUCGUCCAAAGCCAACAGGAUAGGGCUGAUUGGGGGCUUCAGGCAGAUGAUUGUGGAGGGGGGUCUGACUUCUCUGUGGAGGGGGAAUGGAAUCAAUGUUUUGAAGAUCGCACCUGAGACGGCCAUCAAAUUCAUGGCUUAUGAACAAUAUAAGAAGUUGCUGUCAUCAGAGGGAAAGAAGAUUGAGACGCAUAAGAGGUUUAUUGCUGGCUCUAUGGCUGGAGCCACUGCACAGACUGCCAUCUACCCAAUGGAGGUCUUAAAGACCCGCCUGACCCUGAGGAAAACUGGUCAGUAUGCAGGAAUGUUUGACUGUGCAAAGAAGAUUCUGAGGAAGGAGGGUGUCAUCGCUUUCUAUAAGGGCUACAUUCCAAACCUACUUGGCAUUAUUCCCUACGCAGGGAUCGACCUCGCUGUUUAUGAGACUCUAAAGAACACCUGGUUGAUGUAUCACGCUAAAGACUCAGCAAAUCCUGGAGUUCUGGUGUUGUUGGGCUGCGGGACCAUCUCCAGUACCUGCGGCCAGCUGGCCAGCUAUCCCCUCGCAUUGGUUCGUACACGGAUGCAAGCGAAAGCGUCUCUGGAUGUGUCAGACCAGCCCUCCAUGAGUUCUCUGUUGAGGACGAUUAUAGCCAAAGAUGGUUUCUUUGGGCUCUAUCGUGGCAUCCUGCCAAACUUCAUGAAAGUCAUUCCUGCUGUCAGCAUUAGCUACGUGGUUUACGAGUACAUGAAGACCGGCUUGGGGAUAACAAAAUGACAACUGAAGAAGAAGAGGAACAUUCUCGCUAUUUAUUAAACUUAAAAAGACCUGAAAAGAUAUCCAAAAUGACUGAUGGACAUCAAACAUACUGAGCAUGACUUCAUGGGCUAGAAGGUUGUAUGUUUUUAUAAGCUGCCUGCUAGUAGUGUUUGAAUCAGAUGUGGUGCGCAUGCUUUAUUUUUUAUCUUGAAAAGUUGCACAUUACACACUUCCUGUUUUUACACACAGACCUGAACAAUGCUUGACACAUACAUUUCUGUUGAUACAUUAGUAACAAAAGUUUUAUUUAUGCUGCUGUUUUUUUUUAAGUCUUUAAACUGUGAGUAAAAAAGAGACACAAAGUUUUUUUUUCUUAAGGAGGAAACGUGUUUUCUACAGAGAAGUUUGGAUCUCAUCCCAUGCCACGUCUGUCUGAAUAAGAAAAGAAACACUACGUCUGCUGAACUGUGCAUUUGGCUACACACUGGAGAUAGAUAAUUUCACACUUUUUAAUUUUGAAGCACCUGCUCUCGAGGGACUAUACGCCGUCAGAGGUCAGCGCUCCAACCAUCAGCUCUCAGCUGAACAAAACCAGGCCUCAAAAAAACUUUUUAACACUGGACAAGCGUGUGUGUGUUUAAAAACACACGUUGUGCAACGUGAAAAACAUUGUUCUUUAUAAUCAUUUUAAUGUGCCUUACAGCCUCUUGAUGCAAACUUUGAAGAUGAGUUUUUUUAGCUGUAUAUACUGUAUUAAUGCACUGUUUAUCCAUAUGUUUUACUUAUUUAUUGGACUCUUUGAUUAAAAAGUUAUAA